Stegodyphus dumicola is the source of this 814-nucleotide messenger RNA. RefSeq lists its product as uncharacterized. The record is from RefSeq and is a predicted model, not a curated record. Lineage: Eukaryota; Metazoa; Arthropoda; Arachnida; Araneae; Eresidae.
UUUUUAUAAGUAACUUGUAAACUUGUUUACAGAUGUCUUAGAACAUGCUUGUUGAAUUAUGUGAUUUGGGUCGAAGAUGCAAAAGAGCGGUUGACAGCUAUAUGUCAUUGAGGAAAGCUUUCUUAUUAGCUAUCGUUGUGCUAGGAUUUUUGCUGUAUGUUGGUCCCUCGAUGUUUCGAUGGCUGAGAAAAAAGACUCCAAUAAUGAUAGAUCCCAAUAUUGGGUGUAUUGCUGCAAAUAUAAAUGCUCUUGUUCGUGAAUCAUAUAAUUUUGAUACAAGUGUUUAUCGUUCUUAUGAACCAGAUGAAAAUUUCUUUCUACCAUAUGUUGGAAAUGGAAAAAUAGGUGUACCCCUUGAUGGAAAUGAACAGCUAUACAUAUUCUACAAGCGUUCUUUAUCAGUACCUGUAAAUUAUCACCCUAUAGUGCAAGUAGAUAUUCCAGGAGCUAGCAGCCAAGAGGGAUCAGCAACUCAGUUUACCAAUGGAAUUGCUUAUAAAUUUCAGUGUUUUAAUAUGAGGCGGAAACCAGUCAGUGUAAUCCAUCAGUUUUAUGCUUAUCGUAUUGUACCAUCCCUUCUAAUUCAACAAAUUGAAAUUGUGAAUCCGCUUAGUGAAGAUUUGACUCUUAUAUUAAGACAAGAAUCAGCUACAAGUAAUGAACACAGCCCUUUAGUUAUAACAUUACCAAAUGGAAAUAAAUUUGAUUAUAAAGUAUUUUCUGAAGAAGUAAAAGUCCCUGGCUCAACAGAAACCAUAAUGCUUUCUAUUGCUGCAGCAAAAGUACCCAGCACAAUAACAGUAUCACCAAAGAG